Rhopilema esculentum is the source of this 2817-nucleotide messenger RNA. RefSeq names its product eukaryotic translation initiation factor 2D. Gene Ontology annotation, biological process: translational initiation; formation of translation preinitiation complex. The record is from RefSeq and is a predicted model, not a curated record. NCBI's taxonomy places the organism in Eukaryota, Metazoa, Cnidaria, Scyphozoa, Rhizostomeae, Rhizostomatidae. Gene Ontology annotation, molecular function: RNA binding; translation initiation factor activity.
UGAAUUGUUUUUGGCCUGGCACGAGAUUUUUUACGGAAGAACAUUUGAAGUCGCGUCAAAGCCAAUCUUACUGAAUGAGCUGGUUAAAUGUAUCUAAACAACUGUCUACAUUGGGUCGAGAAAGGGCUUCCACAAAGUUUAUAACACCGAGGUUAUGUGGUGGCAAGGAGGUGUUGUAGUGGGUAUCCAUCUGGGACCUGGUCAUAAUGCAAUUCAAUCUCAGCUUUGCAUUAAAACACUAUAGGCCUAACCCACACAUGGUGGAAGGAGGAGAAAGGAAAAAUACAAAAAUACAAUGUUUAAGAAGCCAAUCCGGAUAAAAACAAGCAAUCGAAUGAAAGGAUCUGAAAGGAAAAGACUAAAACAAAGAAUAUUGCAGCAAUUUACACAACUGACAGAGGACAAACUAAAUGAAAUUUUGCCUAGCAAAGAAGAUGUCUUUGUUACAAAAAUUGAGAAUGGAAAUGGAAUUUUCAUAACAAGUUUCUUCAUUGACAGAAAUCCCAUGUUUUUUGAAAUUGAUAAAGAAAACCAGCUUUUUCCAUCAGUAUAUGCACUUUGGCAGCAUGUGGAUUUGAUUCCCUACAUGGUGACUGCUCCUCCUGUUUUUGAAAAGAUAUCCAGAGGUGCAGAUUUGAUGCUUCCUGGGGUAAUAAAGCCAUAUGGAGGAUUUGACCAUAUUGAAAAAGGACAGAUAGUCGCCAUCAGAAUCGCUGGUAACAGUGCCCCAGUUGCAUGUGGCAAAGCAACCAUGUCAUCCAAAGAAAUGCAGGAAUCAGGAAUGCGAGGGAAAGGAGUUCAGAUCUAUCAUUGGUACACAGAUAAUCUAUGGUCAUCAGGUGAUUCCUCUGAUAUUCCCAGUUUACCGGACAGUCCACUUGAUGUCUCAUUCGCAGAAUCUCUGGAAAGAGAGUUGGAAACGCUCAAUCUGAACCACCAGUUACCGCCCACCAGCACAGCAGUUUCUCCAGAGGAAUCUGAUGUUGCUGGAGAAGAUUGUGAGGUUUUACAUGAAGAACCACCUCAAACUCCUGGGAUAGACGAUAAUGAUGAAGAUUUGGAAAUAUCAAAUGGCAGCGAAAAAGUGGAAGAUUUGGAAGAUGAUGAGCCAAAGUUAACACCUGAAGAACAGACGGAACAGUUGCUAGAGAACUGUUUUUAUCAAGCAAUGAUUGACGCUAAGAAAAUCGAGUUGCCUAUUCUAGUGACAACGUUCUCAGCACAGUUUCUUCAUCCUGCUUGCCCUGAGGGACAAAAAAUCGACAUGAAAAAGACAAGGUAUAAAAAGAUGGGGAAAUUUCUGCAAGAAAUGGAGAGCAGAGGUCUUGUCAAAGUUGGAGAGUUGAGCAAAGGUGUCCUCAGUAUAACGGCGAUGACCUUUGAAAAUGAAUGUCUCCGGAACUUCAAAGCCUCAAGUUUUGCUAAGGACAAAUCAGUGGCCAAAGCAGAGGCUCUUGCAAAAAAGGAAGAGGAGAGUUCUAAAGAGGGAAUGGCAAUAAUCGAGUUAUUUGGGGUUUCUGGAAAGACACAAUCUUUUUUUAAAGAAUUCGGCAGAAGCAAAGGUGAUGCUCUCACUGCUCCAGAAGUUCGUGAUUUGCUCAAAAUUUACGUCAAAGACAACGAACUUGUCAACCAAAGUAGCCAAAGGAAGGUUAAUCUUGACCCGAUGCUGUCAGAUAUUCUUCUUGACAAAAAUUUUUACGAGGAGUCAGUCACUUGGGAUGUUCUCAUGUCAAGAUUUUUAGAGAAGAUGAAUCCUUGCCACAAAAUUAUUAUCAAUGGAAAGCCGUCAAAAAUUAAGAAAGGAAAAGCAGAGCCUAUUGAAGUUAAGAUAGAGCAGAGAAUGGGAAACAAAAAGGUAACUUUAGUGAAGAAUCUCGAGCAGUUUGGUAUCGACCCAAAUGAGUUUGCUCAUCAACUACAGGUGGCAGCGGCUUCAAGUACAACGGUGAAUCCCUUGCCUGGUAAAACUGCUUCUAGCAUGCAAGUUCUCAUCCAAGGAAUGCAGACGAAUCAUGUAGCAAAAGUCUUAGAUCAGCUGAAUGUACCCAAGAAAUAUAUUACCGGACUUGAUAAAGCUAAAGGUAAAAAUAAAAAAAGGUAGCACAUAUUUUGCUUAAUCAUCGCAUAGUUAAAUAUUUUUCGCUGCCUCGAUGAAUAAAGCAUGAUGAACGUAGCCAUGUUUUAUCGGACUGAAAGGCCUAAAGGUGUAUAAAUUAAAAAAGUGCUUAUGGUCUCUUAAUGUGGACCAAAAUAAUAACUUCUCAAUGUGCAAUUUGUUCUAUUCCCAACGCCCCCAACGCCCCCCCCCGACUUACUACCACACGUUUUUCAUCACCAGUGGGUGCUACCUGUUUCCAAGGAAAAGACUUAGGCCAUCAAGGUCGCCAAACGAGAUUUAGGCCAAGCUAAAAUGUUCUAUUAAACGAUUAUCAGUUACAUAUUGUCCAGCGUCGAUAUUCUUAUAAAGACUUUCGGUACACUUAUUUUUAAGUCUUAUAUUGUUUCAGGUAAAUUAGCCCGCCCACGAAUAGAAACCACUCUUUUUAAAAAACAUGAGAUACGUCAGUCAUGCGGUUCUCUGUUCUGAACAUCGCCAUACAGGCAAACGGCUGAAAAUUAAGGCACAAAUAUGUGAGCCGAGGCUGAGCAUUAUUCUAGCAAUAUUCUUAAAAUUUGGAUGAUUUUAAGCCUGCAUAUUCUUAUGAACCGUCUUCUUAUGCAAAAGUGUAGACUUUUCAAUUUUCAUUUAUCAAUCAAGUAAUAUAUAUAUAUAAAUUUGGUCCCUUAAGUAAAAACCAUGCCCCCCCCCCCACC